Molecule: messenger RNA, 1639 nt
Organism: Jaculus jaculus (lesser Egyptian jerboa)
Lineage: Eukaryota; Metazoa; Chordata; Mammalia; Rodentia; Dipodidae
Gene: Lsm6
Product: LSM6 homolog, U6 small nuclear RNA and mRNA degradation associated
Exons: 5
Coding region: 353-595 (80 amino acids)
Biological process (GO): mRNA splicing, via spliceosome; maturation of SSU-rRNA
Cellular component (GO): U6 snRNP; P-body; U4/U6 x U5 tri-snRNP complex
Molecular function (GO): RNA binding
Source: RefSeq, a predicted model, not a curated record
CCCACCUCGAAAAACUGAACAAGUAAAAUCAACAAACAAAGUCCGGAAGAUGUAGCGAAGAAAGCCAUCGUGGAACCCUUCCACCUAGCGUGCUUUUCUCUGAUGGGCGCCGGUUCCUACUUCAGCAAGGACUCCACCUAUUUUACCGUUGGACAGUAUUCAUCGUUUUCUGUUUCCGUGCAAGAGAGAGUCUUAGGCCAUUCCUCCUUUUGUUCCUCCUCCACCUUCAUCAUCAUUGAAAUGGUGAGCUGGCCCCUGAGAGGUAAAAGGAGGAUUUUCUUAAGCCACACAGCUAAUUAAGUCGCAGAACGGGGAUUAGAACUCAGGCCUUCUGUCUCCCAAGACGGUGAAAAUGAGUCUGCGGAAGCAAACCCCCAGUGACUUCUUAAAGCAAAUCAUUGGACGGCCAGUUGUGGUGAAAUUAAAUUCUGGUGUGGAUUAUCGAGGGGUCCUGGCCUGCCUGGAUGGCUACAUGAACAUAGCACUGGAGCAGACAGAGGAAUAUGUAAAUGGACAGCUGAAGAAUAAGUAUGGGGAUGCAUUUAUCCGAGGAAACAAUGUGCUGUACAUAAGUACGCAGAAGAGGAGGAUGUGACGUUACCAGGAAGCAGUUUUUUUCAUAGUUGGAUAUAUUUUUAUGGAAUAUUUUUGUAUUUUUUUGUUCUUUUGUGAUAUAUUGCCUUCUGUAAUAGUGGGUGGUCAUUUUUCAUCGACACAUGAAUACGAGAGGUGUUAAAUGGUAGAUGGAAUUACAGACUUUCAUGUCUACAUUUAUUUUCUUUUCCGCGAUCAGUGAACAGAAUGCUGAAUUGCAGACACCGUUUCUUCCUGUAGGAUGACUGGGCAUCACGUUUGAGCGGUACCAUCUCAUUUGGUUUGCUGAUGGGCAGGGUGCAUAUGUGGACAUGGAAUUAAAGCAAUCUCGAGGUGUGCUCUUUUGUCCCCGCCUCUUCUGCUCACCAUCUCCUUGCCCUCUGAAAUCGGUAGUUGAAAUGUUCUACGAUGACAUCCGGUUUAAGCCUGAAGCUGUAAGAAGGGCGAAGGGGUCAGAAGCCCAUGUCGACUCUGGUCACCUAUGUGGAAAAUAGAAUUAGGAUCCUAGUGAUGAUGCCGCCACACAUGGAGUACGGAUCUCAAGUGAUCUUGUCCACACGUGAGUCUGAGGCUCACCACAGAUCCGUCACCCACUAGAGCAAAGACCAGGCGUGAUCAGGAGUUGGCUGCCACGCUGAGCACAGGGACGCCUUGCUCAUGGUGCUGCGGUGUGUGCCUGUGAGCCGUCCAGGGAGGAGCGCAGCUCCGGGUCAUGUGACUCCAGGCUGUCCGUGGUUGCGUGGACCUUGGAAGUGUAGGAAUGUGCGCUGGCCUUCCUCUUCCCUCCAGUGUAAACAGUCCCUGGCUCAGGAGGUGGGGUGGCUUGGGAUCGUUGCCUGCUUCUAGGAUGUGGAGGCAGAUGGGGAGCCAGGGAAGACAUGGCGCUCUCUCUGGAGAAGUGUAUGUGGCGUUCGUCUUGUUUCAUUUUAAAGAUCAGAGAGUAAUUGGAAACAAUUAUUCCUUAAUGAAUAGUGCAGGAAAGGUGAAGAGACAUUUCGUGGGGUUUUACUGUGUGCACAUAGAAAAUAAAACACUUUAUGCCAUG